Molecule: messenger RNA, 3509 nt
Organism: Salmo salar (Atlantic salmon)
Lineage: Eukaryota; Metazoa; Chordata; Actinopteri; Salmoniformes; Salmonidae
Gene: cg057
Product: CG057 protein
Source: RefSeq, marked provisional
AGACGUUUGUUUUGUCACUCCCUACAAGUUAGCUCGAAAUCCAUACUCGGGUUUUCUCCGCACUAUUUUUGCCGGUGUCCAGAUUUGCGAACGCAGUAUACCUGGAAAUAAAGACAACAGUAGACAUGAACACUGACACAGAUCGCCGACAAAACGACCAUGGCGUUGGCAAUGGUGAUGAUGAUUCAACAAAAGCUGCCCCGACCUCCCAGAUUCCUGGACUGUCUGACGAUGCUAACAAUGGUCCUGAGGAGAGGACUAAAGGACGCCGUACGGGAGUUAAUGAGUCCGAUUCUGCGUAUACUAAACUGGCUAAACAAGGAGGACAGAGGGGUUUAUUGUGGCACGAGGAGACCAAUUUGGACACCAAACCUAAUUCUGCAUCAUCUUACAAAGCUCCAAACUGGUUCUCUGGAUCUCCAAAAGCUCCAGAGCAAGCAAGCCCAACUGAGAGCUUUCAAAACUACAUGUCAACUAAUGCUCCCUUUGGGAGUGAUAAUAAGUCAACUUGGGAAAGGGACUUUGAUGACAAAGAGAAGAUCUCUCCCAACAGCCAGAUGGAGAACUUGUCCUUAGCAUCAGGAAAGAAUGAAGAUGCAGCAGGCAAUUUCAAGAAAACGUGAGUGACCCCAUUGAAAUAUUUACACCAUAUAUCCACAAGAUGGCAAUGUUAUACUUUUUCAUUCACAGCACAGCAGAGUGCAGCUCCAGACAGCUUGGGCAACUUUACAAUAUGUAACUCUUUGUUAUAGGCUCAAAGAUUCAGUCAUACAUACAUACAUACAUACAUACAUACAUACAUAUAUACUAUAUAUAUAUAUACUGUACAAAAAUAUAAAUGCUACAAUUUAAACGAUUUUAAUGAGUUACAGUUCAUUUAAGGAAAUCAGUCAAUUGAAAUAAAUUCAUUAGGCCCUAAUCUAUGGAUUUCACAUGACUGGGCAGGGGUGCAACCAUGGGUGGGCCUGGGAGGGCAUAGGCCUACCCACUGUGGAGCCAGGCUCAGCCAAUCAGAAUGAGUUUUCCCCCACAAAAGGACUUUAUUACAGACAGAAAUGCUCCUCAGUUUCAUCAGCUGUCUGGGUGGCUGGUCUCAGAUGAUCCCGCAGUUGAAGAAACCGGAUGUGGGGGUCCUGGGCUGGCGUGGUUACACGUGGUCUGUAGUUGUGAGGCCGGUUGGACGUACUGCCAAAUUCUCUAAAAUGACUUUGGAGGUGGCUUAUGGUAGAGAAAUUAACAUUAAAUUCUCUGGCAACAGCUAUGGUGGACAUUCCUGCAGUCAGCAUGCCAAUUGCACACUCCUUCAAAACUUGAGAUGUGUGGCAUUGUGUUGUUAUGACAAAACUGCACAUUUUAGAGUAGCCUUUUAUUGUUCCCAGUAAAAAGGUGCACCUGUGUAAUGAUUAUACUGUUUAAUCAGCUUCUUGAUAUGCCACCUGUCUGGUGGAAGGAUUAUUUUGGCAAAGGAGAAAUGUUCACAAACAGGGAUGGUCUGCAAAUUUGUGCACAAAAUUUGAGAGAGAAAAGCUUUUUGUGUGUAUGGAAAAUGUAUGUGAUCUUUUAUUUCAGCUCAUGAAACAUGGGACCAACACUAUACAUGUUUGCGUUUAUAUUUUUGUUCAGUAUAUUUACAUUCAAAUAGUUCAUGUCAAAUAGAAAUGGAGGUCAAACACACAUGACUUCAGUAUGUAAUUCCUAUUGAUUGUUAAUGAUAUGGGAUUCUUUGUACUGUAAGAAUACAAAUAAUUAUAAACUACUGUUUUGUAAUGUGAAGGAAAAAAAACUGGUAACAGCAUUUCUGUAUUCACACAGGAUGAACAUAGUUUGUUUCUAACUUUGAAAAAUGUAAGUCUCGUCUAAGCUGCUUAUCGCCCCAAAAUAGCCCCAAAAUAAUGUACUCAAUUACUGCACACAUUAUGAUAGAACUAUGCAAACAAAUGUUGGAUUAGUUUUUCUUACAUAAAAUGGCUAUAAAUAUACAAAUAGUAAAUCCAUUUGAUAAUUAUUUUUUUUAGAUAUGGAAACACUGUGUGACAUCGGUAACUACAAAAAUCAUAAAUGUUGGUUUCAAUUAUAAAUUAGGUAUUUGAAUUAUAAUUAUUGUUUUUGUUCAUUCACUCUCUGAAAUUGUUUUCUUGAAAAAAUAAUUCACUCUGGCCAUAUUUUUAUUAAUGAUAUUGUACAUUUAUUAAAGCAGUAUUGUACUGUAUUAUCCAUGCAUAUAUAAAAACAUUGUUUGGCCAUAUUUUAUCUUUACAAAAAAAUACGUUAAAAUCAUAUGAAUCAUGCCAAUAUUACUUAUUAAAAAUGACAGAAAAUGUCAUUUUCACUGUCUUUUGCCUAUGACUUCCAGGGCCCUCCCACUUGUUUCCAUUUGGCAACAAAUGCAUUUGAUCCGUUUCCAAAGAACAAAUACUUGGAAAAUUAGAUUUAAUGUUUAUCACCCGAGAUUGAGUUUCCAUUUUAUGAUUGAAGGAGGUGUACACACACAGUUUUAUGAGAACAAUUUGUGGGGCAUUUCAGUAGCAGCUAACGAUUUCUGCCUUCGCGGCUAGUUCAAACUCUGACAUUUCCGACUUGCUACCUAGGUGUAGUUCUACAAGUGCUGCGUUCAACCAGUCAGAAAUGUCAGAGUUUCCUUAUUCCCACUAGCAUGUGAUCGGGAGAGGAGUUGCAUGUCAUGUGACUUCACCAAAGGACAUCAUUGGCUAGUGUAAGCCCCCCCCCUAUUUGUCAAGUUCAAUGGUGUUUGUAUUUCUUCAUUCAUGGAAGCAAGUGGAUGAAGAGAAAUGGUAUGUUGCCACAUGGCAACAUUUUAUGCAUUAAAUGUGAAAAGUAGAUUGCAAUGUGAAAAGUAGGGUCAUUUACCAAGCACAACAGUUUAUGAGUGUUAAUUAAAGCUACACUCUUGGUGUAUUUGUGUUUCAGCCCAGCAGCCCCGCUACCAAUUGAUGGGGCUGAAGAAAUAUCUCAGAAAUCUCAGAAUUCGACCCCUGUCAACAUGUCUACGCUCUUGAGCUUUGGCUAUUUAGAGGACCAGAAAGGGGCACCAAAUACGCAUUCAUCAAGUUCCAAGGAGUAGAAAGGAGCAAAGGCAGUGACGCACGACUGACUCCAUAAAUGUUCUCCUCCACAACGUUCCUUCACCAGGAAGUCAGAGUUAAGGCCCUCUUGUCAUGCUACAUGUUUAUGCUUGUCCCAAGAAGUAUACACAACUGCAAAACUUGAUUCUGUUAGAUUGCCCUCACGGACCCGCUCUGUUCUGUGCCUGAAGUUGCUAAUGAACUGCAUUUUCACUGUAACACUAAUAACAGCUAAUGUACUAGCCUGAGCUAUGCUCUUGUUUGUCUGUUGUAGUUUGGGGAAUGAUAGUUUACUUUUUAAAAGGUGUCUAUGGCUUAGAAGGGCUCCUCUAAAAAUGCCUGCUGUUUUUGUCUUUUUUUUGUGCCUCGUUAUGGUUGCUAUAAAGAUUUGUUUUAAAGAAAAUAAAUGUGUUGUGCAUGGAAACA